UUCAUCGACUUGUCUUGUUUUAUGUUCAUCAUUUCAUUCAUUGUUUCAACAUUUUGUUAUCCUUUUACUAAUUUGUUAAAUAUUUUUAAAGAGUUUUUUAAGGGAAUGGCUUGGUAUGAGAUUCCAAACACAACAACCUUCUCCAUAUGUUUUACUUUAGCCUUUGGAGUUGCUGUAAUAAUUUUCGUGCUUUGUUUAUGGGUGAAAGCAACAUGUGGAAUGUUCACAUCGAGUGUUCGAAUGGACGGGAAAACAGUUUUAAUCACUGGAGCAAAUAGUGGAAUCGGUAAAGAAACUGCAAGAGAUUUAGCAAAACGUGGUGCUCGUGUCAUCAUGGCAUGUAGAACUAUGGAUACUGCAUAUGAAGCUCGUGACGAAAUCAUCAAACAAACAGGAAAUGAAAACAUCUUAGUCAAAAAACUUGAUUUAAGUUCACAGAAAUCAGUUCGAGAUUUUGCUGAUGAGAUUCUCAUGAUAGAGAAAAGAAUUGACGUGUUGAUUCAUAACGCGGGUUAUGGGAACCCAUUCAACAAAGAAAAGUCCGUGGAUGGUAUCGAACUUACCAUGGCAACAAAUCAUUACGGACCGUUUUUAUUGACACAUUUGCUGAUUGGUCUCUUGAAGAAGUCAACACCAUGUCGCAUAGUGAUUGUGUCAUCAGGAUGGUAUUGGUUAGCUAGAUUUAAUCUGAAGAAAUAUUUGAAUGAAUUAGAUGGCCAACCAGUUUAUUUAUAUUACGUAUCAAAGAUCGCAAAUAUCAUGUUCGCAAUAGAAUUGGCAAAACGUUUACAAGGAACUGGCAUCACUGUCAAUUCUCUUCAUCCCGGUGUGAUAUAUUCAGGAAUUUGGAGAAAUGUUCCAUUUCCAAUGACCAUCGGACUCACUUUCUUAAACUAUUGCUUCUUUAAGACAGUUGUGGAAGGUGCACAAACAACAAUAAUGCUUGCUUGUUCUGAAGAACUUAAUGGUGUGACUGGAAAAUAUUUCUCCGAUUGCAAAGAAUGUGAACUUCAACCUUACGUUACGAUUUCAGAAGAUCAUAAACGUUUAUGGGAUGUGUCUAUAAAAAUUGUUAAACUCACCGACACUGAUCCAAAAAUCUUAUAAUUUUGUCACCCAGAAACUCUCCAAACUUGAAUAAAGCUUAACUUUAUUUUAUUUAAUGUAGCAAAGAAGAAUUUCACCAUAUUUGUAUAAAAUAAAAGCAUUUCAAUAAUUUAAUACACACAUAAAGAAAUGACAAUAAAAGUGCAUUAAUUUCAAUUGAAGACUAAU
Messenger RNA from Clunio marinus, 1275 nucleotides. Lineage: Eukaryota; Metazoa; Arthropoda; Insecta; Diptera; Chironomidae. The record is from the annotation of a GenBank genome assembly.